AUGGGAGGAGCUGUGUCUGUUGAAAACGCUGAGAUCAUUUACGUUGCCGAAGAUGGCGCCAUUGGGCUCACGGAGUCGUUCGCUUCCCGCUUUGAGAACGACAUGCCAUUUGACAUCAAACGCCCCGUGGUCACCCGCCAGCACGAAGCUCUGAUCAAGGAGAAUUGGUCUGCCAUCUGCCAGGGCACUUCCGCGUUUGACGCGGUCAAGCACGUGACUCCGACAAAGUUCUUCUAUCGGACGUUCUACAACAUGUUGUUCGAGACGGCGCCUUCGCUGCGUCCGAUUUUUCGAUCCAGCAUGACCGUGCAAGGCAAGUCGUUGGCGGGGAUUAUCAAGACCCUAGCCACAGUCAUCAACGGCGCCAACAUCGUCAGUGCGGCCCAUGGACUCGCCAAAGGGCAUCUCAAGUACGGGACCAAGAAGGACCAUUACACGGCGGUGGGCCAGAAUUUGCUGCAAACGCUGGAAAUCGUGAGCGGAGACAAGUGGACUCCAGAGAUUUCUACGGCGUACCUGACUGCCCUGCCCGCGACGAUCUCCAAGUCGGAGACAAUUUCAGCGACGGCCAAGCGACUCACGUUGACCUUUGACUUUAACUUGCGGUUCCAUCCGGGCGAUGCGAUUCUUCUGGGGCUGCCUGUCGCCGAAGGGGGAGAAGUGAAGCGGCACUAUACGAUUGCCUCACUCAGUGUCGAAGGGACCAACACCAUCGACAUUGUCGUGGACGACGUGAGCGCGUCGUCGCACUGGCUCGUCACCCAAGCGACUGGAGCGACCGUCAAGUUGUACUGGAUUGAGUCAAACGUCCGGUUUGAGAUCGACUCGCCCGAAUCCAUUCCCUCAAAUGUCGUGUUUGUGAGUCAUGGGGUGGGGUGCGUGCCAUUCCUGGUCAUGCUGGAGGGACUGUAUCGCAUUCGAGAAUCGUUCCACGGCAGCGCCGUGACGUUGCAAGUGGCCCCCAACCAAGCCGACGUGGACGCGUACACUUCUGCGGUGACCUCUACAGAAAAGCCCAUCGAAUGGGAAUCCAGUUCCAUCCACUAUGCGCCAACUGUCUCGGCCGACAAGCUCAAAGACAUUGCGCCAAAUCUUGCGCAUAGCGACUUGUACGUGUGCGGCCCUGCUGACUUCAUCGCAACCACAGAAGAAGCGUUCGUGGCCGCAGGGGGAUCCAAGGAUCGGAUUCAUGUGUAUUCGUUCGACAAUGCGCAGUUGGGGGCGCGGAAAAUAGAAUGA
Aphanomyces astaci is the source of this 1239-nucleotide messenger RNA. RefSeq lists its product as hypothetical. The coding region runs from base 1 to 1239 and encodes 412 amino acids. The record is from RefSeq and is a predicted model, not a curated record. Lineage: Eukaryota; Oomycota; Saprolegniomycetes; Saprolegniales; Verrucalvaceae. The transcript is spliced from 2 exons. Gene Ontology annotation, biological process: cellular response to nitrosative stress; nitric oxide catabolic process. Gene Ontology annotation, cellular component: intracellular anatomical structure. Gene Ontology annotation, molecular function: heme binding; FAD binding; nitric oxide dioxygenase [NAD(P)H] activity.